AUGGACUCGCCAACGGACCCUGUCGUGAGCGGCAUGAUCAGCCGUAUCGAAGAACUUGCGAAUGAGACACUCUCCAAAGUUGACCGAAACCCAACAGGGUCCAAAGAACAACACUGCUCCAAGUAUUUGGUAGAAGCUGUGGAUCGCUGUCGUAGGGUCCUAAUCCAUUGCGUGAAGACCUAUGAUAGGAUCGAGAGGAAAAAAGAAGCUGCUGAACAGGCAGAGACAUUCUUCCCAUCUAUGCAGCACAUUCUGGACGCUGGUGUGUUUGCGGAAUUGAUGUAUUCGACCAGCUUAACGGAUCGAUCAUUUCAUGGAAAGUUUCUGCAGUUGGAGGAACUUGCUGCGUCUAUUGAUAAAAUAUGUGGCCAAUACGUGCCCCACGCCGGAUCCAAUACUAGACCAGCGCCUCCAAAUGAAUACUGGACUCGGAUGGAGGGUUUGAUAGACUAUGUGUUGAAACCCGGGGAACUGGGCCCCUGGAUCAACUUGGAUGAGGUUCGAGGCUGGAUCACAAGGUGCGAGAAGGAUCAUGGCCACUGUAAGGUGUCAGAGGCGAAUCAGCAGAUAUUCCAAGCUCGGCCAACAUGGCUGGUGGAUGUGCGAAGAAUGUGUCUAGUGAAGAGUGAGCCGGGACAGCGAUACGUUGCGCUGAGUUAUCUCUGCGCAACUGACGGCUUCAAGACUACAAAGAACAACAUCGCGGACCUUCAGAAACCUGGCACACUGCAGAAUAUUGCUGAAGCCGGUAUUGACGGCAAGAAGAUUACGCCCACGGUUCUACACGCAAUCCAGUUAACAGCCUGUCUUGGAGAGAAUUACCUCUGGGUUGACUCUCUCUGUCUUACACACGACGACCAGCCGCUGCUACACCAAGAGCUAGUCAACAUGGGAUCAAUCUUUACCAAUGCGGCAUUCACCAUUGUCGUGCCUUCUACACCAGCGUCUUCAGGUCUCUACGGGAUUCAAGACGUCACGCCAUCAAUUGCCAAGAGACAAUACCACCGGCCACUUUGGUGGGAAAAGCCUUCAAACGUGUCCAAGCGCAUCGAGGAGCAGCAAAAGGUGCUUCUAUCCCAGGGCUGGGGGUCUCCCUGGCGCAAACGUGCCUGGACAUACCAAGAACACAUGUUUUCAAGGAAACUUCUCAUCUUGGACGAGAAUUCCGCGACGUGGAACUGCCAUUGCCAAGUAUAUUUUGAGGGUGUCACUGCCCCGGACCGACCAUGCGGGAAAUAUGAAGCCAAUGGACAAGGGUGGAAACUUACCAAUGCCAAGUUUAAAGACUAUGCUACACAUGUAUCUUCGUAUAAUACGCGAUUGCUUACACAUGAGAAGGAGUCUUUGCAGGCCUUUGGGGGCAUCAUGUCCACUCUGCAGGCGGGCUGGGGAGGGAGCUGGGUAUCAGGCCUGCCAAGUGUGUUUUUUGACCUUGCGCUGUUGUGGUAUAAUGAGAAGCCGUUGAAGAAGAGAGUUGCCACUAAGUCUGGGCUAUUGGCACCGACUUGGUCCUGGGCUGUAUGGCAGGGAGAGGUUUCUUUCCUGGAUGAGCUCAAGGGGAAGGAUUGGAUCAAGUCUCUCGCAGACUGGAAGUUUGGUACAGCCACUGGACGCAACUGGACUCCAGUUGCAGGUCUUCAAAACUCGUCAGCAGGACAGGAAGGUCACGCCAAUCGGCCCGUGGAUGCUGGUAUUGCCAACGCCAUGGCCGGUUUAGAUAUUUCAGAGGGUUCUACCGCGGAUGUCGCCUCUGCCUUGUCCAAACUACACCUCGACGACUCUCAGACCCCGAGUACAAUUUACUUCACACCGUUUUUGCUCUCUGCCAAAGUACAGCUUUUGAAACUUCACGUUAUGGAAUUUUCGACGGCGGGCAUCCCUCUUGUUAAUAAAGAUGACGAGUGUAUUGGGAUGAUCACGCCACACGAAACCAUAACCAGCAAAACGGAUGUGAAGAACAUCGUAGUGGAGGUGGUGAGUGUCUCAGAAAUGUGCAUUGACGGAAUGGAAUUGUAUAAUGUUCUUUGGAUUGAGCGGGUAGACGGCAUAGCCUUCAGAAAGGGUGUGGGGAGGGUUGUCAAAGAAAUGUGGGUUGGUUUGAAGGCUGAAGUUGUAGACCUUGUGUUGGGCUAG
Messenger RNA from Pochonia chlamydosporia 170, 2133 nucleotides. RefSeq names its product heterokaryon incompatibility protein. The record is from RefSeq and is a predicted model, not a curated record. Lineage: Eukaryota; Fungi; Ascomycota; Sordariomycetes; Hypocreales; Clavicipitaceae. The coding region runs from base 1 to 2133 and encodes 710 amino acids. The transcript is spliced from 2 exons.